CCUAAGUAGAAGAAAAGCCAACUAAAACAACCAUUACGUGAGAAAUGCUAGUCCAAGGAAGGAAACCCACUAAAAAAAUGGAGUUAAGUACUUUCCUUCAAAAGAAGCAGCAUAUCAAUAAGCUACCUUCGAGCUUCGAGAUUGUCGGCAAAAUUAUAGAUAGUUGGGUAUAAACACAGCUGUUCCUAUCAAAUCGGAGAGGGGUUAUCCAAGCAGUAGAGGAGAUCAACGAGAUGCUGAAAUUUUGGAUCCCGAUCUUAGCAAUUAGGGGUUUAAUUUCCUUGUUCUUCACGCACUUGGAGUAUAUAAAUAUACUUCCCCUGCUCAGUUUCGGAGGAGGAUAUACACAAAAACCUAGCCGAAAAUCAUACAAAGAACAAGGGAAUUUGAGUGAGUCGUAAUUGGGCAAUUAACGAAGAGAAGAUAGCCAUUGGAGGGAAGCUUAGUCUCAAUUCCAAGGUUGAACAAGGUCGACGGUGAAUAGUAGGGUCGAAGCCGAGGUUCUUUCGGAAGUUCUUGGGAGUAUACUUAAUAAGUGCAUGAGUGGUGGCACACCUAAUCCUAAACUCAAGCGAAUCAGGAAAUAUAUUGAUUCGGUAAACAUCAUAAGUCAAGAGAGAUUAAUCCACGCUUUUCAAAUUGAUCAACCAGAAGAAGUGAAACCAGAGGACGUUGAAUCAACAGAAGAUAGUCUAGAAGGAGCAAAAAUGGGUGAAAGAACCUUGAAGGAGAUGGCAGCCCCAAAUACGGGCGAUGAUCCUCUCUGCAUUGUGUUUCCAAAGUUGGACAAACCCCUCAAACUGAAUUCAGGUUUCCUUAAUCUUCUUCCCAAAUACUAUGGGAAGUCAGGUGAGAAUCCUCAUCGACAUUUAAAAGAGUUUAAGGUUGUUUGUUCUUCUAUGAAUCUUGAAGGAGUUGAACAAGAUCAUAUUAGAUUGCAUGCUUUUCCUUUUUCUUUGCAAGAUGUGGCUAAAGAUUGGUUGUAUGAUCUUCCUGCUGGAUCAAUUACGACUUGGAAUGUUAUGGCAUCAACUUUUCUACGAAAGUACUUUCCAGCAAGUCUAAUUGGAUCCAUCGGGAAGGAGAUAUGUGGCAUUAGGCAGCAUGAUAAUGAGUCCUUAUAUGAGUAUUGGGAACGUUUUAAGAGAUUGUGUUCCUCCUGUCCCCAACAUCAGAUUAGUGACCAACUAUCAAUUCAGUACUUUUAUGAAGGCCUAUUGCCUACUGAUAGGGGUAUGAUAGAUGCUUCGAGUGGGGGGGCACUAGUGGAUAAAACACCAACCCAAGCUAGGGCUUUAAUUUCUAAUAUGGCUCAGAACACCCAACACCAUGGUACUAGAAAUGAUGUUAAAAAAGUAAAUGGAGUUGAUUUAAGUGGUAUUCAGAAUCAAUUACAAGAAAAUGCUCAACAAAUUGCUACUUUAACUACUCUUGUGUCUAAAAUUGUUGCUAGUAAUGAGUCUAAAGCUAGAGUGUGUGGAAUUUGUUGUAAUGAGUCUCAUCCUACUGAUAAAUGUCCUGACUUGCAUUCUGAGGAUGUGAAUGCUAUAGGUGGUUAUUCUGGUCAAAGAAAAUAUGAUCCUUACUCACAAACUUAUAAUGAAGGUUGGAAAGACCACCCUAACCUAAGGUAUGGAAAUAGACCACAACUUCCACAAUCUAAUUAACCAAGGCAAUAUGGUCAACAAAAUCCACCACCCCAAUCUGGUCCUUCACUAGAAGAUUUAGUUAAGCAACUAACAAAUCAAAUAGGGCAAGUCCAUAACCAAGGUGUUGAGUAUCAAAAGAAAACUGACACGCGCCUUCAUCACAUAGACACUCAAAUAGGUCAGAUUUGCACUUCUCUAAGUAAUCUUGAAACUCAGCUUUCAGGUAAACUUCCAUCACAAACAAUCCCUAAUCCCAAUGGUCAUGUUAAAGCUGUCACACUUAGGAUUGGUAAAGUGUUAACUGAACCUAAAAUGAAAAGUCGUGAAGUUGAAAAAGAGAUAGAAGUCAAUCCUAAAGUUGGAUCAGGGGAAAGAGUGAAAAGUGAGGGUAUAAUGCAGGGAAGGGUAAAACUGAAAAUAAUUCUGUUGUUCCUCGCUUUAAAGAUUUGCCCCCUUUCUCUUCUCGCUUUGCUAAGGCUAAGAAAGAGAGUCUUGACAAUGAAAUUCUAGAAACUUUUAGGAAAAUUGAAGUCAAUAUUCCCCUUCUUGAUGCUAUUAAACAGGUACCUCAUUAUGCAAAGUUUCUUAAGGAACUUUGUACUAACAAAAGACAGUUUCGUCCUUCUCAAAAGGUAAGUAUGGGGGAAAAUAUUUCAGCUAUUAUUCAAAAGAAGCUUACCCGUAAGUGUAAGGAUCCUGGCAUGUUUUGUAUUCCUUGCAAAAUUGGUGAUUCUAAGUUUGAAAGGUGUAUGUUAGAUUUAGGAGCCUCCAUUAACGUUAUGCCGAAAUCUGUUUAUGAUACUUUAAAUGUGGGUUCUUUGUCUAAAACUGAUAUUGUUAUUCAGUUAGCUGAUAGAUCUAACACAUUUCCAAUAGGAGUUUUAGAAUAUGUACUUGUGCAAGUGAAUGAAUUGGUAUUUCCUGCUGAUUUUUAUGUUCUUGUUAUGGGUGAUAGAAGCGAUAGUGUUCCACUGUUGUUAGGUAGACCAUUCCUAAAAAUUUCUAAGACUAAAAUUGAUGUUCAAAAGGGUAACUAACUAUGGAAUUUGAGGGGGAAAUGAUUAAAUUUAAUAUUUUUGAUGCUAUGAGAUACCCAAGUGAUAUCAAUAAUGUCAGUUCUAUAGAUACUUUUGAUGCUUUUGAUUGGAUGGCUCAGGAGGAGGCUUUUAGAGCUUUGUAACCACCGGUUUUAAAGGCUCUUAAAUGGCUUUUAAAUGGCUGUUUAAAGCUCUUGUAACCACCGGUUUUUAGCUUAUUGUUUAGGCUAUUUAUAGCCAGCUUGUUGAAUGGAAUAGAACAACCAAUUUUGAAGAAUAAACACUUGUUUUCAGUUUACUUUGAACUAUUGAUUAUAAUUCAACCUUUUCUUUGUUUUGGACGUGUUUCCUACUCAAAGAGCCGAUUGUGAGUCAAUCGGUCUUGCCUUUCAAUCACGUUUGACAAGCUAUAGGUCCAGCUUGUUAAUCAACUAUCCUUACUCAUACAACGAGUUUUUAAACUUGUAUCAUUUGUGGUAUCAGAGCUGCUGUUCGUGAUUCUUACGAGCUAAAAUGGAUUUUGACGAUCCUGGCUUUCUACAACAUCUCCAAGAAGCCUUGAAAAACGUUCGAGAUGCGGGAUUUUGAAGGCAUCCUAGACGUGAUCCACUACGGGUUGUGGAUGAAUUCAAAGUCACGGAACUUCCUGAAUUUGUUGGUGGAACAGAUCCGGAAGCUUAUAAAAUGGGAGCGCAAGAUAGAGCGAAUGUUCGAUUUCAAGGACAUUAAUGAUGAGAAGCGUUGUAAGUAUUCCAUAUUGAAGCUAGGAUGAGGAGCUUCAUUGUGGUUCGAAGGACUGACAUCUAAGAGAAUUCGUGAUGGGAAGCUACAUAAAAGGUAUGUGCCAACAACUCAUAGAAUAACAACUUAUCGUAAAAUUGUUGAAUUGAGGCAAGGGAAAAUGAGUGUGGCUGAAUAUAUUGAUGAGUUUGAAAAGUUGUCCUUAGUGGGGGAAAUUGAGGAGAUUGAGGAACAAAACUGUCUAGAUUUUUAAGGGGUUUAAACUACAAUAUUGCCAAUACCGUAGAACUUUAUCCAUAUUCUGAUUUUGAUACUCUUUGUGGACUUUGUUUAAAAUUGGAAAACCAAGGGAAAGCAAAAUAUGGGGGGGGGGUCAAGUAUGGAUGGUAAGGUCAAGUCUUGGUCUAAAUCCCAACCUAUCUUGAAACCAAACACAUCACCUAGUAUCGUAGGUUCAAGUAAUUCUACGGCUGCCCCAAAAUUAGUUAACUCAACCAAAGAAACAAGUCUGUCCAAGGUGCACUAUUUUAAGUGUCAAGGGUUUGGGCAUGAUCAAAAUGCGUGUCCAAAUAAACAGGUAGUGACCUUGAGAGAAGCUGUUGAAUGCGGUGAGAGAGGAGAAGAGGUUGGGGAUGUAUUUGUGUUUGAUGAGAGUGGCGAUGAAGAGGAGGAGGAGGGGUAUGAGGCUCCAGUUUAUGACACAAAUCUGGUUCUUAGAGCUCUACAAACCCAAAUUGCAUCUACUGUUUCGGACCAACGAGAUCAGUUGUUUCAUACUAAAUGUCUAGUGAAAGAUAAGUGGUGUAGUGUGAUUGUUGAUGGGUGGAGUUGCACCAAUGUUGCUUAUAGUGAGAUGGUUUCGAAAUUAGGCUUAAUCACUACAGUCCAUCCUAGGCCAUACGCACUCCAGUGGCUCGAUGAUGGUAAUAGUGUGAAGGUGUCGAAACAAGUAAGUGUUGGUUUGGCUAUUGGUUCGUAUGUGGAUGAGAUUCUUUGUGAUGUUAUUCCUAUGGAUGCUUGUCAUAUUUUGUUGGGUCGUCCUUGGUAGUUUGAUAGGAACGUGGUUCACAAGGGGAGAAGCAACGAGUAUGAAUUGAGAGACAAAGGCAAGAAGAUUAUGCUAAAGCCUAUGUAAUCACAAGCGGUUCGAUCCAUGAGUGUGCAGCAAAAAAAGAAGCUGAAUCUCACCAUGUUGGCUAGUGAACGAGAGAUUGAGCAAGCUCUAGAUCAUGGAGAGUUGGUGUAUUUGCUCGUGGCUAAGGAAAGUUCGAUCGAAGGCCAAAAUUGGAAAGAAGGCAGUCCUAUUGCCGAGUUGCUUUUUGAGUUCAAGGAUGUAUUUCCCGAUGAAUUACCACUACGUUUUCCUCCUAUUCGUGGUAUUGAACAUCAAAUUGAUCUUGUUCGAGGAACUUCUUUGUCUAAUAAGGAUGCUUAUCGUUGCAAUCCGGAGGAAACAAAGGAGUUGCAAAAACAAAUUGAUGAACUUUUGAGUCGAGGCUAUGUUAAAGAAAGUUUGAGUCCAUGUGAUGUUCCGGUGUUGCUUGUGCCUAAGAAAGAUGGGACAUGACGUAUGUGUGUUGAUAGUAGGGCUAUGAAUAACAUUACCAUCAAGUAUCGUUUUCCAAUUCCGAGACUUGAUGAUAUGUUAGAUGACCUCCAUGGUUCGAAGUUGUUCUCAAAAAUUGAUUUGCGGAGUGGUUAAUAAUGGAAGAAGCAACGAGUAUGAAUUUAGAGACAAAGGCAAGAAAAUUGUGCUAAAGCCUUUGUCAUCUCAAACGGUUCGAUCCAUGAGUGUGAAGCAAAAAAAGAAGCCGAAUAUCACCAUGUUGGCUAGUCAACGAGAAAUUGAGCAAGCUCUAGAUCAUGGAGAGUUGGUAUAUUUGCUCGUGGCUAAGGAGAGUCCAAUCGAAGGCCAAAUCGGAAAGAAGACAGUCCCAUUGCCGAGUUGUUGUUUGAGUUCAAAGAUGUAUUUCCCGAUGAAUUACCACCAGGUUGCCUCCUAUUCGUGGUAUUGAACAUCAAAUUGAUCUUAUUCCAGGAACUUCUUUGCCUAAUAAGGCUGCUUAUCGCUGCAAUCCGGAGGAAACAAAGGAGUUGCAAAAGCAAAUUGAUGAACUUGUGAAUCGAGGCUAUGUGAGAGAAAGUUUGAGUCCAUGUGCUGUUCCGGUGUUGCUUGUGCCUAAGAAAGAUGGGACAUGGAGAAUGUGUGUUGAUAGUAGGGCUGUGAAUAACAUUACCAUCAACUAUCGUUUUCCAAUUCCGAGACUUGAUGAUAUGUUAGAUGAACUCCAUAGUUCGAAGUUGUUCUCAAAAAUUGAUUUGCGGAGUGGUUAUCAUCAGAUUCGGAUGUGUGAAGGAGAUGAAUGGAAAACGGCUUUCAAGACGAAGCAUGGUUUGUAUGAAUGGACCGUCAUGGCAUUUGGUCUCACUAAUGCUCCUAGUACGUUUAUGAGGCUAAUGAACGAAGUGCUUAAAUAAUUUUUGGGCAGAUUCGGUGUGGUAUAUCUUGAUGACAUCUUGGUGUAUAGUAAGAACGAAGAGGGGUAUCUGAUUCAUUUGAGGGAUGUUUUUGAAAGCCUUAGAGCUCAAAAACUCUAUGGGAAGCUAGAGAAGUGUUCAUUCCUUGUUGACAAUGUGGUAUUCUUGGGCUAUGUGGUUGCGAAGGAUGGAGUGUCCGUGGAUUAGUCCAAGAUCGAGGCUAUCAAAUCAUGGCCUAGUCCUAAAACUAUAAGUGAGGUGCGUUCAUUUCAUGGUCUUGCUUCGUUUUAUAGACGUUUUAUUCGUGAUUUCAGUACCAUUACUAGUCCUAUUACUAGUUGCUUGAAGAAAGGUGCUUUUGUAUGGGGAGAGGACGCUCAAAAGGCGUUUGAUGUGAUUAAAGAGCGUUUGUGUGCUGCUCCUAUUUUGGCGCUGCCAGAUUUUUCUCAACCUUUUGAGGUCAAGUGUGAUGCUAGUAGUGUGGGAAUUGGUGCUGUUUUGAUCCAAGGUAAGCGUCCCAUAGCUUACUUUUCGGAAAAGUUAGGGGGUGCUCGUUUGAAUUAUUGCACUUAUGAUAAAGAGUACUAUGCUAUUGUUAGAGCUUUGGAUCAUUGGAGUCAUUAUUUGCGUAUAUUAAUGGGCAACAAAAAUUGAGCCCAAGGCAUGCUAAAUGGGUUGAGUUCUUGCAAUCCUUUCAUUUUUCUUCGAAGUACAAAGAUGGUAAAAGCAAUGUGGUGGCUGAUGCACUAUCACGAAGGUAUACUUUGCUUGCUACACUUGAUGUUCGUCUAUUGGGGUUUGAGACCUUGAAAGAAAAUUAUCGUGAUGAUGGUGACUUUGAGUCGCAUUUGAAAAAUGUGCAGUUGGUGCCUAUGGAGAAUAUAUGUUGCAAGAUGGGUUUCUUUUCAAAGGCAAUCGUGUUUGUAUUCCUAAACACUCAAUUCGUGCGCUACUAGUUCGUGAGGCUCAUGGUGAAGGAUUGGCUGGUCACUUUGGCAUAGCCAAGACCUUGGAGAUUUUGAGAGAGCAUUUCUUUUGGCCUAAAAUGUUAGGCGAUGUAACAAACAUUGUCAAUCAUACUCCUCCUCCUCUUCAUCGCCACUCUCAUCAAACACAAAUACGUCAGACUUGUUUCUUUGGUUGAGUUAACUAAUUUUGGGGCAGCCGUAGAAUUACUUGAACCUACGGUACUAGGUGAUGUGUUUGGUUUCAAGAUAGGUUCGGAUUUAGACCAAGACUUGGCCUUACCAUCCAUACUUUACCUUCCCCCAUAUUUUGCUUUCCCUUGGUUUUCCAAUUUUAAACAAAGUCCACAAAGAGUAUCAAAAUUGGAAUAUGGAUAAAGGUCUACGGUAUUGGCAAUAUUGUAGUUUAAACCCCUUAAAAAUCUAGACAGUUUUUGUUCCUCAAUCUCCUCAAUUUCCCCCACUAAGGGCAACUAUUAAAACUCAUCAAUAUAUUCAGCCACACUCAUUUUCCCUUGCCUCAAUUCAGCAAUUUUACGAUAUGUAAUACCCCGCAAUUUUAAACUCGAUUUAUUAAAAUUAAAAAUAUUUAUUAACUUAAUUUUGUUUUAAUUAAAUUACGAAUAAUCGAAUUUCGUUAUUUUAAUCGUUUUUUUUACGAUUUAUUUUAAACGAUAAAUUUAUAAACUGAAAUUAAUUAUUUUCGUUAACGAUAAUUUAUUUUAAGGAAUCAUUUUUAAUUAAACAUUUUAUUACAAAUUCUGAAUUUUUGCCAAAUAUUGUGAAUUUAUUAUAAAAAAAAAAAAAAUGAAAAUGUCAGCUUUAUUUUCUUGCUCCCCACGCUCAAACCAGGAAGUCAACUUCCUUCCUUCUCCUUUUCCCUCAAUCUGAUACACAUUCAUUGCCAAGUUCAAAUUGGAUUCUUACUCCUUUCCUUUACAAAUUCAACAAUCAGAGAUCAAUUUCCUCAACCAAAAACCAAAAUCAAAAACUCCAAUUCCACUCCCCUCCUCUUCUCUGAUUCGAACCACCACCGUGACCACCAUCGAUAACCACCUUCGACCACCACCACCACAGCAAACCACCUUCGACCACCACCACCCCAACAAUCACCUUCGACCACCACAACACCCUCCCUUGCUCUCUCCUCCUCCCGCGUCCCCUGCCUCCUUCUUUCUCCCUCCUCUUUCGCCCCACGCCACCACCACAACCACCGCACCACCAUCACCACCUUAUCCCUCCGAUAACCACCAGCAACCGCGUCCACCCCAACCACCGCCCAGAACCACCCUUUCGUACUCGCUCUCCCUCACAACCCUCCCCUGCUUCCCCUUCAUUUUCGCACUCCCUCCUCCUCUCGCCUGGACCACCACCGCAAACCACCGCCCUCACCGUCGCCUUCCGGCGCUGCGUCGCCCAGCCAGACGCCUCACCCCCCCCCCCCUUCCCUCCUUCCUCCUCGUGCCCUCCUUGCUCCGCCUCCCCUGUUUCGCCCCCCCUCCCCUGUUCUUGACCCAUUUCCCAGGAAACCGAAAACAAAAAAAAGGGGAGAGAGAAAAUUAAUCUCUAAAUUUUGGAGCCUUGAUUUAUUUUUCAAACCUAACUCCAAAUUGGGCCACAUUCCAUUUGGGCCUUGGAAAUUGGACUCGGAGCUCAGGGCGAACGAACCAACGAAAACCCUUAGCAAAUCGCGGAAGUGAGGUACUGCGGGGGAUGAUGGACACGAGUAGUGGCGAGGAGUUUCACUUUAUAUCAUCCACCUAGUUUAUGCUUACAGUUUUAGUAGUUUAAUAGUUUUAAUUAAAGACUCUUAGUAAGUUAUGUAGUUUCAUUUUAAUAAUAUUAAAGGAUUAUUAUAUUUUGGAGUA
This is a messenger RNA of Spinacia oleracea (spinach), 8738 nucleotides long. RefSeq lists its product as uncharacterized. The record is from RefSeq and is a predicted model, not a curated record. The transcript has 4 exons. Bases 540 to 1667 code for a protein of 375 amino acids. Lineage: Eukaryota; Viridiplantae; Streptophyta; Magnoliopsida; Caryophyllales; Amaranthaceae.